AUGUGGAUACCUCAAGUGCAUUUCUUCGAUAUCAUUCAUGACUAUGAUGCUGAGAUUGACUUCCAUGCACUAGGCCUGGGUGGCCGGCAAUUCAAACUCUGCGAGCUUUCCAGCCAAGCUCGCAAAGGCUCUUCCAAAGCCAUUCCGGUUGAAGACAAGGAGGAUGACGACAUUGACGCUGGCUUUGACUACAUCCUCAAAUUUGGCCCUCGAAGUAAGAGCCCACUGGGCAGGAGCAUUCUCAUGGCUCAGGCCCGCUUCAAUAAGGUGCACUUCGAAGUGGAAGCGGAACCUUGUAUCCGCUUUACACCAGAAAUCGACUUUCUACGUGGCGAACCAGGCUCAGUGGUCAUGGGCGACUUUCUGGACGACGCCACCUUGUCCACCUUGAGCAUCAAACUCGUCAAGGCAUUUCUGGAUGUGGGACUCUACGAAUCCAUGUGCUGGGCACGGUGGGGGGCAACGAAGUGGGUGCAAAACGAACCCCGUGCCGCAGCAGACAACAGCUAUGAUGACAGAGUGGAUCUUCCAGAAAGCUUCAUUCCACAGAUCCCUUUCACGGUGUUCUAUGACAUGGUCAAAAAAGCCUUCGCCGAGCUAGCAAGCAGACCUCACAUGGACGCUGUCUUCAAACGAGCUUGCUUCCUACUCAAUACCAAGGAGCACAUGUAUUCCGGCAUCAACCAAGAACCAGUAGAACGGAAAACAAUGCCGGUAUCGGAGUUCCUGACGGCAGAGGGAAAGAAGCAGUACGGUCUCUUUAAGGAAGGUUGUAAGGAGGUGCCUGAUGACUGGGAAGAAGAUCUCGCCAAGGAACAAGAAUGGCUCGCAUCUGUCAUGUCAAAGGUCUACAGCAUGCGCAAAAAUGGUGAGCGUGAAGAAAGGGAUCGCGUGAAACUUCGGGAAGCACUCUUUGGACCUCAGCCCAAAACAAAGACAAGUACUGAGAAGGCAGUGGCUGCCAAGCGAGAGAUCGAAGAAGAAUGUAAAGACCGCUUUCACCAAAAAAAAGCCAAAGCUUGA
Durusdinium trenchii is the source of this 1023-nucleotide messenger RNA. The record is from the annotation of a GenBank genome assembly. NCBI's taxonomy places the organism in Eukaryota, Dinophyceae, Suessiales, Symbiodiniaceae.